Hevea brasiliensis (rubber tree) is the source of this 570-nucleotide messenger RNA. RefSeq lists its product as uncharacterized. The transcript has 2 exons. Lineage: Eukaryota; Viridiplantae; Streptophyta; Magnoliopsida; Malpighiales; Euphorbiaceae. The record is from RefSeq and is a predicted model, not a curated record. The coding region runs from base 1 to 570 and encodes 189 amino acids.
AUGGGGAAAGAACACGAAAUUGAAGUAAAGUUGAAAGUAAAGAAAGAUGAGUGUGAGAGUGAAUCCACUUCAACUAAAGCUAAAGCUAGUAAGGAAGCAAAUGAAGAGAAAGAAGAUAAAAAGAAAAUAGAAGAGAAAUAUGUGCCUCCUGCAUCGGAGAUUUUAUCAAAUAAAAGAAGGUUGAAAGAUUAUGAAACUAUUGCACUUACUGAGGAGUGCAGUUCUAUAUUACAGAACAAGCUCCCACCUAAGCUGAAAGAUCCUGGAAGUUUUUUCAUACCAUGUCACAUUGGAGAAACAAGUAUUGAGAGAGCAUUAUGUGACUUGGUGGCUAGUGUUAGCUUAAUGCCACUUUCCAUUUGUGAGAAGUUAAAGAUUGGAGAUCUAAAGCUCACAACUAUUUCUUUGCAGUUAGCUGACAGAUCUAUAAAGUAUCCAGAUGAGAUUUUAGAGAAUGUGCCAUUAAAAGUUGGGAAGUUUUUCAUUACAGUGGAUUUUAUUAUACUAGAGAUGGAGGAGGAUGUAAGAACACCCAUCAUACUUGGAAGGCCAUUUUUAGCCACUGCAUGA